UACGGGGGGGAAGAAGCAGAUCUAAACAAGAAACCAUUCCCCCUACUGAGUCUAGCUUUUUCCUGCCUCGAUAAAAUAUAUCCACACAGCACAGGAAAAGCAGUCGACUCUUUAAUUCACAGGGGCGCCUCUUUUCUUCUCUUUCUUGUCCACCAAAGGAUACGAAAUUAUUGAUGAUCCCUCAGUAUAGCCGCUGGAAAAGACGAUUGGUUGGUUGAGAGCCGUGUCUAUUAUGAUGAUGUCAGCAUAGAACAGCUUUGGAGAUUAGCGUGGAUUCUACGGUUUCUAGGAGCCGAUGCUGAUGGGGCACCUGUGAUGCUCGCAUAGCCCAUCUGAGGAAUCAUGAAAUUCUUAUCCCUUGCAGUAGUUGUCUCCUGUGUCCUGGUAGUGUCACCAUCGGAGGCCAGCAAGAACUCUGAGGACAUCCGGUGCAAAUGCGUCUGCCCCCCUUACAGGAAUAUCAGUGGCCAGGUUUACAAGACAAAUGUGUCGCAGAAGGACUGUAACUGUCUACAUGUGGUGCAGCCUAUGCCAGUGCCAGGAAAUGAUGUUGAAGCAUACUGCCUGCUGUGUGAGUGCAAGUAUGAAGAGCGAAGCACCAGCACUAUCAAGUUCAUUAUCAUCGUUUACCUCUCUGUGAUUGGAGCCCUGCUGUUCUACAUGGCCUUUCUGAUGCUGGUUGACCCCCUGAUCCGCAAACCUGAUGCCUAUACCCAGCCCCUACACAAUGAAGAAGAGAAUGAGGAUGCCCAUUCAUUGGCAGCCGUGCAGCCUUCUGCCAGCACCAGGCCAAACACGGUGCUGGAGAGAGUGGAGGGAGCCCAGCAACGGUGGAAGUGUCAGGUGCAGGAGCAGAGGAAGACUGUGUUUGAUCGACACAAGAUGCUGAGCUAGUAGAGCUCACCAAGAGUGGAGUGAGCAGCAGCUGCUAGUUAGCUGGGUAGAGUAUUUCUGUUAGGCAGUGCACACACUCCAAGGUCUAGUUUGAAGUUGUUGCCCUUUCUAGAUUGUUUUUUAAUUUGUUCACCCGAGAGCAAGCUAGGUUGAUGCAAGAGACUCUGGCUGCACAUGCUAAACCUUUUUUAACCCUUAAAACAGGUGCAUCCUCUACAUCUGCCCCAUUGGCUAACACUUCUCUUCACUCACAGAGCUAUGAGUCUUGCCACCUGAUUACUCUAUUGUUUGCGAAAACACAAAAAUGCAACUUCUAGCUGCAACGUCUCUAUUUGUUUUCAGAAGCUAUAAGUAGCAGCAAAAUCUGCUGGGUCCUGUAAUCUGCUGGGCACAUGUCUUAAGUUUAAUUAUGAGGCAUGUGACAGGGAAUUUCCUUUCUUUUCUUUUUAAUUUACAGUUCAAUUUUCAACUGGAACUGGAUGGAUUAUUGGUAUUAUGCGCAUGGCAAGAUCCUUUCCCAUUCCCUUGCCUUUGCUAAUUUAGGACUCUACUCUUGUGAAAGUAACUGUUUUAUGUAGAGGGGAUUGACUUGAAAAUCUGUCAUUCGUCAGUAAAAGGUAUAGUAUAAUCAAGGAAGCUUUACUUUUACUUUUAUAUACUUCCUUUCUGCCAGGGCACUCAAGUUAGUUUACAAUUUACAUAUAUGAAAACAAAAAAAGGAAGCAUACUUUUUUUAAAAGCAGAAUUGUCCCAUGCCCUUGGAGUUGCUGAUAGUAUGGUCUCCCUGCCCUGGACCUUGCUGCUGCUUCUUCCUUGCCCUCAGGCCACUAGUAGGUCUCUUCAGGAACUGUUGAAAUUAGCCCACUGGCCUAGGCUGCGCUUCAUCUGCCUUUCCCUGCCAGGCACACAGGUUUUAAUUAGCAAAGGGAGCUAUUGGCCUCUCAUCACGAGCCCUCCCAGCCAAUUCCUGUAAGGAUCUUUUCAGCUAGCUAACCUUGCUUCAAACACAGGGAUGUGAGUUUAGCAGAACAGUUAGGAAGUCUUUCUAAAGGUGACGAAUGCUGCAAAGCUCCUGAAACCAAUAAUCUAUUGCAGAGAAUUGAUAAAAUUCAGCAACACAUUAGGAAAGAAAGCAGAAAUUGGAGAGUGCAUUUGGUUUUGAUUCCAUUGUUUGUUUUGUGCAUGUCAGCACUUGUUUUUCUAGUGGCCAGUCUGUCUGUGUCUUGCCAUCUGCCAACUGCAGUACAGACAGGUUGGGACUCAGAAAUUGUACUUAGGUUCUUCGAUGUUUCCCCCCUCAACAAACCUAGAAAUUUCUGUCUGAUAUCUGCAUUCCAAAUGAUGCAUGGGAUGAGAAUCACGGAGAGACAAGGCAGGGCAUCAUACACAGGAGGAGUGGACGAUACAUACGCAUCCACACCAUAAUUAAUUUGCUAUCUAAGUAUAUCUGAUUUAUGCUAACAACAACAAAUAUUUAUAUACCGCUUUUCAACAAAAGUUUCCAAAGCAGUUUACAUAGAGAAAUAAUAAAUAAAUAAAAUGGCUCCCUGUCCCCAAAGGGCUCACAAUAUAAAAAUAAACAUGAUUGACACCAGCAACAGCCACUGGAGGGAUGCUGUGCUGGGGCUGGAUAGGGCCAGUUGCUCUCCCCCUGCUCAAUAAAGAGAAUCACCAUGUUAAAAAGGUGCCUCUUUGCCCAGUUAGCCAAGACCAACAGAUUUGCACCUGCAUCGUCCACAUGCACAUGUAUAUCGGUUGCAGAGAAGAAGGCUAUAAUGUAUGUGCUUUGAUGACAGUAAUAGUUACCAAACCAAAUCAAGUUUAUUACAGUCCAUGACCAAAAAAAAAAAAAAAAAAGGAAUAAAAACAAUAUAAUACAAUAAAAAUAUACAACAUCAAAAGAAUAAAUUACAUAAAACUGAGUUACAAGCAUGGUAAGGUAAUACACAGCUAAGUUUAUCUCGUCUCAUUUUACAUGCUGCAGCACAAAAUCUUGCAAUCCUCUCUGUAACCUCCGUGUGGCGAUCCAUUAAAAAAUAAGAAACGUAAUAAUCAUCAGAAUAACCCGAUUUGUCUUUUAGAAGAGGUUCUAUCCAUAUAGGGCGAAUAGUCCUAUAAAAGGCACAGUGUAAAAGGAACUUUCUAGUUAGUUAGAUUAAGUCCAGAAUAGAAGCUGGGUUCCAGAAAACUGCGAGCAAUAGAACGAAUGAUGUUCAUGUACUUCUAUCUGCAAAUGCACAAUGUUUUUCAUAUGUGAUUUCGCUUAGUGGUGCAUAUAGGGCAGUUUCACAUGACCACUGCUAAGUCGGUAAGAAACAUGUCAGGGAAAUGUCAGGAAUUUAGAGUGCACACUCCCAGUGGGCAUGACGUCUGAACCUGCCCAAGUCCAGUUCCUGCACAGAAUUCCGGAGAGUCUCUGCCAACUUGUAACCUACACUGAAGACUGACAUUUGGUGGAGAGUCUUGGGAGAAUGUCAGGUGCAUCUUGAGAAUCUGAUGUGGGAAUGGGACUUGGGUGGUUUCAGACGUGACACCCAUUGGAAGUGAGCACACUUAGUUCCUGACGUUUCCCUGACAUGUUCCUGGCUUACUGACUUGCUGGCAGUCAUGUGAAGCCACCCAGAGAUGUGGUAAAAUAUGGUGCAUCUGUAUGCAAAAGGUGCUCUUUGAGUGUAACUUGAUUUUCCUUAUGGAAGCUGCUUUCAUGAUCAGCCUGCACAGGGGGAAUAGUGAUUCUGCACGAGGAAGUCAAUUUCAGUGUGCAGAAGCUGAUCUCUGUAUCCCAGUCUAAGGGCCAAAUCACAUGUUACAUGAAGUAUGUGCUUAGUUCUGUGACUGGCUUUUAAAAUAUGUAUACAGUAAAUAGCAGCUGGAUUUGGGCCCCUUUGCACGUCAGAACUGCAGGGUAGAAUGGGAGUUUAACUCUACCACGCUGUACUCCUAAUCCAGAUUGAGGAGAGGGUGGUGCUGUAGCUGCUAUUGGUCAAAGGGGGGAAAUGCUCUCAUUGGCACGGUUGACACUUGAAAGAUUACAGAGAAUAAUUGUCUCCACAAGGUGCUAGUUCAGCUAUUCAGUAUUUAAUCACAGUGAUAUACAAGUAGCUAACUUGGCAGUAGCCAGUUUCUUUUAGCUUGACUUGACAACAGAUUGCCCACAUUUGACACCCUAUAAUAUGUGACUGCUGCAUAUUUGACAUCGUGCAUAUAUGCUCUUACAGUACCCACAACAAGAGUGUCUGUUGUUGUACCAGAGGUGAAGGGGAAGCAAUGUGAAUCUAAUGCACUUCUGCAAUGUACUGUAGUAACGGUUUCUCCAAUGAAAAAACCAGCAGCGUAAGAUACUUUUUACUGAGGGCCUGUGUUCCUGCUGCAUGAAAGUGAGCCCAUUUAUUACCUAAUCAGUGUUGUUGUUUUUUAUUUCCCUUAAGGAAUCUCUGGCAGUGUGGGCCAGUAUUGGUACUAUGCAGCAUCUUUUCAUUAAAUAAAGAAACUGGUGUGUAUCAUAAGA
This is a messenger RNA of Hemicordylus capensis (graceful crag lizard), 4402 nucleotides long. RefSeq names its product transmembrane protein 9 (gene TMEM9). Gene Ontology annotation, cellular component: lysosomal membrane. NCBI's taxonomy places the organism in Eukaryota, Metazoa, Chordata, Lepidosauria, Squamata, Cordylidae. The record is from RefSeq and is a predicted model, not a curated record. The transcript is spliced from 6 exons. Bases 343 to 894 code for a protein of 183 amino acids.